AUGCCAGCACGUGGGGUAUCAUUCGCUGACCGAACGGAGCAAGAUACACCUGUUCUCAGGGUAGAUUCAACGGCAAAUGCCGGAAGAACGAAUGAAGAGCAGGCUGUCAGAAGUGCCACAGUGCCGGAGAGGCUUGCGGCCAAGCCGACCGCAACCUCGAAUGACAGAGCCAAUGGCAAUGGAGGUAUCGGCCAGAUCCAAGGUGUUGCUAAUGACCAAGUUUCACAUGACGAUCCAAAACCCGAUGAUGGAAACGCCGGCGAGCACCAAGUCAGCUGCGACGAUGGAGAUGUGACGGGAAGGGAUGGUGCGUGGGUUGUCCCUGGGGUCGGUACCUUUCAAAAGCGGGCUCUCUACACAUUCGACGGACUCAGUCUACCUGCUGGCCUCCAUAAGAGCAACUAUACUGUGCAGAGCCGGAGAGUGGGAUAUGGAAACCCACAGAUCCCUUACAAUGAGCGGUUCGACCCGGCAAACGUUCAGCUUCGCAACGGGUUUCUCACUCUGACCGUUCCAGGAGGCCAGCAGCCCACGCAGGCCGACAAUUACGCUAUCAGAUGUGCGGAAAUAACGACUGUGGACCAAAAUAUCCUCUACGCCAGCGUUCGGACCAAAGCUAUCUUCUGCCAGGAACCUGGCACCAUUCACGCAGGCCUCUUUUUCUACAAGAGUGACACUCAGGAGACCGAUAUCGAAUACUUGACAGAUCCAUCUUCCUUGUCCAACCCAGGUCCGGGCGUACCAGUGCCCAUGUGGUACACGAAUCAGGCUGUGGAUCCUCAGAAUAUGGCCAAGACUUACCAGACCGGCAAUGCUCCAACGGACUGCACAACGAACGUCCAUGAGUAUCGGCUUGACUGGACCAAGGACUUUACUGCCUUCUACAUCGACGGAGUGCUCCAGAAAAAGUUCUGGGUCAACAUUCCGAGUGUGCCAGGUACAUGGGUUUGGAACAAUUGGGCGAAUGGCGAUAGGGGGUGGUCGGCCGGUCCUCCAGCGCGGGACAAUGUUUUCAGAAUCCAGAGCAUCACCAUGUACUACAACACUGCAGGCAACGCAUCAAGUGGUUCGGUUUAG
Cladophialophora carrionii CBS 160.54 is the source of this 1077-nucleotide messenger RNA. RefSeq lists its product as uncharacterized. The record is from RefSeq and is a predicted model, not a curated record. The transcript has 3 exons. NCBI's taxonomy places the organism in Eukaryota, Fungi, Ascomycota, Eurotiomycetes, Chaetothyriales, Herpotrichiellaceae. Gene Ontology annotation, biological process: carbohydrate metabolic process. Gene Ontology annotation, molecular function: hydrolase activity, hydrolyzing O-glycosyl compounds. The coding region runs from base 1 to 1077 and encodes 358 amino acids.